Cyphellophora europaea CBS 101466 is the source of this 1143-nucleotide messenger RNA. RefSeq lists its product as uncharacterized. Lineage: Eukaryota; Fungi; Ascomycota; Eurotiomycetes; Chaetothyriales; Cyphellophoraceae. Gene Ontology annotation, molecular function: SNAP receptor activity. The record is from RefSeq and is a predicted model, not a curated record. Bases 1 to 1143 code for a protein of 380 amino acids. Gene Ontology annotation, cellular component: SNARE complex; endoplasmic reticulum. The transcript has a single exon. Gene Ontology annotation, biological process: retrograde vesicle-mediated transport, Golgi to endoplasmic reticulum.
AUGUCCUCCUCACUCACUCGCCGUCUCCAGGCCCUCAAUGACGCCUAUAAAAUCACCCUAGCUCAAAUCGCCGAACUCCAGUCUCUACCCGCCACCAGUCCCGAUGCUUCGACACGCCGCGCCGAUCUCGCCAGUGACAUCCACGACUCCCUGAAAGAACAAGAAGACACUCUCGAGCUGCUCCGGCAAGAACUCGACGACGAGCCUCUCCCUGCGCGGCGUAACUCCAGCGAUGAGCGGUACACCGAGCGCGAGCGCAACGCCGACCUGGUCGGGCGUCUGACAGAAGACCUCCACACCGCCCGUACACGCUAUCGGCGCGCGCAACUGCAAGCGAAACGCAACGCGGACAACGCGAGGCAGAAGGAGCGCGAAGCGCUAUUCAAACGCAGUCGCGGCGAAGGCCAGGACGGUGCAGCACCACUACCACACGGCAGACGACCAGGGCAGGAGAAGUUGACGCAGGAGGAGAUCGCGCGGAACGCGUCAGAGGAUGUUACGAGGGCGCUGCGGCGGACACACGAUGUCAUGACGGCGAAUCUACAGCAGUCGCAGUUUGCACAGCAGACGCUGGACGAGAGUCAGGAUGCGUUGAAAGGGCUCGCAGAAAGUUACGGUGGCACCAGCGAUUUGCUCAAGAAUUCGCGGAGUCUGGUUGGGCAGCUGGUCAGGAGCAAUAAGAGCGAUACGUGGUACCUGCAGACGGCGUUUUACAUGCUUGUGGUAACAAUUUCGUGGUUGGUGUUCAGGCGGCUUCUGUAUGGACCACUUUGGUGGCUGGUAUGGCAGCCGUUACGGUUGAUGUGGUGGACUACCAUGAGUGCGGCGGGUGCUGUGGGUUUUGGAGGUGGUCACAGGAGCCUAGCAGAGAGCUCGUCGGUGUUGUCUAGCAGCCACGGGAUUCCGACCUUCGGGCCUGGGCAAAGAGUCCGGGUGGAGUUGGCGCCGAAAGGUGGUGGUUGGGGCGGGCAAGGUACCCCACCACCAAAAAACUCGCCUAUGGUUGAGGAGAUGGGCCAGAUGGCGGAAGAUGCUCAGCAAGGGACGGUAGUAGAUGAUAUCACUGAAGAGGAGAGACGAGAGCAAGAGGCUCAGCCGCGGAACCCGUACAAGCGGAUGAUGGACACGAAGGAUGAGCUAUGA